AUGGAAACUGCAGAUUGGGACAAUGUGAGUGAAGUUCAGCAGGAGGCAGUCAGAGGGACCUGGAACCAUUCCUCCUCCACUAACUUUGUUCUCACCAGCCUUUUUAAUGAGAGCCGGAUGCACUUGUUCCUCUUCAGCAUGGUGGUGGUCAUCUAUACACUUGCCAUGGCCGGCAAUGCUGCCAUGGUCCUCCUGAUCUGGGCAGAUGCCCGGCUCCACACACCCAUGUACUUCCUCCUCAGCCAGCUAUCCUUCUUGGACAUCUUCUUCACCUCAGUCACUGUCCCCAAGAUGAUAGCAGGCUUCCUCUUUGGAUGGAUAAGCAUCUCAUUUGGAGGCUGUGGAGCACAAAUGUUUUUCUUCAUGUUCCUGGGGGCUGCAGAGUGCAUCCUGCUGGCCCUCAUGGCCUAUGACCGCUACGUGGCCAUCUGUAACCCUCUGCGCUACCCGGUGCUCAUGAGUCGCCAGACCUGCCUGCUCCUGGUGGCUGCCUCCUGGCUGGGAGGGUCACUCAACGCCUCCAUCCAGACUGCACUGACCCUGCAGUUCCCCUACUGUGGCUCACGGAAGAUUGCACACUUCUUCUGUGAGGUGCCUUCACUGUUGAGGUUGGCCUGUGCUGACACAGCCACCUAUGAGCGGGUGCUCUUUGUGACGGGUGUGGUGGUCCUCCUGGUGCCCAUUGCCUUCAUCACCACCUCCUAUGCCUUAAUCCUCGCAGCUGUGCUCCGGAUGCACUCUGUGGAGGGGCGUAAGAAGGCCCUAGCCACCUGCUCCUCCCACUUGGCAGUCGUCAACCUCUUCUACGGGCCCCUUGUCUACACUUACAUGUUACCUGCAUCCUACCACUCUCCUGGCCAGGAUGAUGUAGUAUCCGUCUUCUAUACCGUCCUCACACCCAUGUUGAAUCCUGUCAUCUACAGCCUCAGGAACAAGGAAGUAACAGGAGCAAUGAAGAAGGUCAUAGGGAAGUGUGGGAAAGUAGCGGACAAGCCGGAAGGAGCCCCAGACCACUUCCGAAUACCAGGUGCCUCCAAAGGCCAAGCUCACAGUGGCCCACCCAGCAAGUAG
Molecule: messenger RNA, 1071 nt
Organism: Dama dama (fallow deer)
Lineage: Eukaryota; Metazoa; Chordata; Mammalia; Artiodactyla; Cervidae
Product: olfactory receptor 2T27-like
Exons: 3
Coding region: 1-1071 (356 amino acids)
Biological process (GO): G protein-coupled receptor signaling pathway
Cellular component (GO): membrane
Molecular function (GO): olfactory receptor activity; G protein-coupled receptor activity
Source: RefSeq, a predicted model, not a curated record